Molecule: messenger RNA, 1062 nt
Organism: Aspergillus niger
Lineage: Eukaryota; Fungi; Ascomycota; Eurotiomycetes; Eurotiales; Aspergillaceae
Exons: 1
Coding region: 1-1062 (353 amino acids)
Cellular component (GO): nucleus; cytoplasm
Molecular function (GO): protein binding
Source: RefSeq, a predicted model, not a curated record
AUGAGAGCGUCUAGGGUAGGAGCCCAGCUCCCUAUCGAACUUACCCUGCUUGCCGCCGAAUAUCUUACACCUGUUGACCUGCUCUCUCUCUUAUAUGCAGUUCCUGGGCUUGUACGGUCCCUGACUUUUCACCAUACCACGCUUCAGGAUGAAGGAGGGAGGACGAUCCUACAUCUACUCGCGAGGGACGGCGAAUUGCUGAAGCUACUACUCGCAAACGGCAGUAUCAGGCCAGACCCGAAGGAUAAUUGUGGCCGGACACCGUUAUCUUAUGCGGCUGAAAAAUAUGAAGUGGCGGUCAAGCUACUGCUAGACCGACAAGAUGUUGAAGCAGACUCAAAGGAUAACCUAGGUCGGACACCAUUAUCCUAUGCAGCUGGGAGUGGAUAUGAAGCAGUGGUCAGGUUACUGCUGGAUCAAGGUGUUGAAGCAGACUCAAAGGAUAACCUGGGUCGGACACCAUUGUUAUAUGCGGCCUGGCACGGACAUGAAGCAGUGGUCAGGCUAUUGCUGGACCAAGAUGUUGAGGCGAACCUAAAGGAUAAUGACGGGUUGACUCCGAUAUCCUGUGCAGCUGGAGCGGGGCAUGGAGCGGUGGUCAGGCUACUGCUGGACCGACAAGAUGUUGAGGCCGACUCAAAGGAUAACUUGGGUCGGACACCAUUGUUGUAUGCAGCCUGGCGCGGACAUGAAGCAGUGGUCAGGUUACUGCUGGACCGACAAGACGUUGAGGCAGACUCGAAGGCUAACUGGGGUCAGACACCAUUGUCCUUUGCGGCUGGAGGUGGACAUGAAGCAGUAGUCAGGCUACUGCUGGGCCGACCAGAUGUUGAGGCAGACUCGAGGGAUAACUUGGGUCGGACACCAUUAUUAUAUGCAGCCUGGCGCGGACAUGAAGCAGUGGUCAGAUUACUGCUGGACCAGCAAGAUGUUAAGGUGGACUCCAAGGCUAACUGGGGUCGGACACCAUUAUCCUGUGCGACUGAAGGUGGACACGAAGCAGUCGUCAGGCUACUGCUGGGCCGACAAGAUGGCCAGACGGACACGAAGGAUAACUGUUGA